AGAGCGGGUGGACCCGACCCGGACGGCACGGAGACACUUUCAGUUUCUUCUUCUUCUUCUCAAAAUCAAAUUUUUAUUUUCAAUGUUAUGUCUGAAACGGCUUCUUCGUCUCCUCCCACCAUUUCUCACUUUCUUCUUCUUCUUCUUCUUCUUCAUCCAUCUCGUCUCCGUCUGAUUCGGCUUGUGACUUCUUUCAACCGUCUUUCUCCCUCUUCUUCUUCGUCUUCUUCAACGGUUUGGGAUUCAUGAGUUGAGUCACAAGGAAAAAAGCAUGUUAAACUGUGCCCAAAAAGCAGUGAAAUCACAAGUUAUCAGUGGCCAACGAGAGAAGUUUGUAAGGUUGGAUAGUAUGGAUUCUAGGUACUCCCAGACUUCUGAUGCAGGUCUAAACAGAUGCACACUCAAUCUACAAGGACCAACACGUGGUGCUUCUCAGGGCAACAAUGCAUCUUCUGGUUCUUUCAAGAAAGGGUUUAGGAGAGGUUCUAAAGGUCUUUGGUCUCUAGGAAGAUCAAUUGGUUUGGGGGUUUCGAGGGCGGUUUUUCCAGAAGAUCUUAAAGUUUCAGAGAAGAAGUUUUUUGAUCCACAGGACAAGUUUCUUUUGCUCUGCAACAAGCUCUUUGUUACUUCUUGCAUUCUCGCUGUGUCUGUGGAUCCUCUCUUCUUGUAUCUUCCAUUCGUUAAGGAUAAUGACAAAUGUAUUGGUAUAGACCGGAGAUUGGCUAUCAUAGCUACUACGCUGCGGACAGUUAUCGAUGUGUUUUAUCUUUUUCACAUGGCUCUUCGGUUUAGAACAGCUUUUGUCGCCCCUUCUUCCCGUGUAUUUGGGCGUGGCGAGCUUGUGAUCGACCCUGCACAGAUAGCUAAACGGUAUUUGCAGCAGUACUUCAUAAUUGACUUUCUCUCUGUGCUUCCACUUCCACAGAUUGUAGUUUGGAGAUUUCUUUACACCUCUAAAGGUGCAAGUGUGCUGGCAACAAAGCGGGCGUUGCGAUCUAUCAUAUUACUUCAAUACAUUCCGAGAUUCAUUCGGUUGUAUCCUUUGAGCUCAGAGUUAAAGAGAACAGCUGGUGUUUUUGCUGAAACUGCUUGGGCUGGUGCAGCUUAUUAUUUACUACUCUACAUGCUCGCAAGUCAUAUUGUUGGGGCUUUAUGGUACUUAUUGGCCUUAGAACGCUAUAAUGGAUGCUGGAGCAAGGUUUGCAGUAUUAGUGAGAACAACUGUACCAGAAACUUCUUGUUUUGUGGUAAUGAAAAGAUGGAUGGUUAUGCAGCUUGGAGUACCAUCAAAGACUCUGUUCUUCAAAUAAAUUGUCCAGUUAAUACAACUGAUGGUGAUAAUCCUCCUUUCGAUUUUGGAAUCUACUUAAGAGCCCUGUCCUCUGGCAUUGUCUCAUCUAAGAGCUUUGUCUCCAAGUACUUCUUCUGUUUAUGGUGGGGACUUCAGAAUCUCAGCACUCUUGGUCAAGGGCUUGAAACCAGUACAUACCCUGGAGAGGUUAUCUUCUCCAUAGCACUUGCCAUUGCUGGCCUUCUUCUCUUUGCUCUUCUCAUCGGAAACAUGCAGACUUAUCUUCAAUCUCUUACAAUCCGACUUGAAGAAAUGAGAGUGAAAAGACGUGAUUCAGAACAGUGGAUGCAUCAUCGAAUGCUUCCACCGGAACUGCGGGAACGGGUCAGGCGAUAUGACCAGUACAAAUGGUUGGAGACACGCGGAGUAGAUGAAGAGAAUUUGGUUCAGAACCUCCCAAAAGACCUGAGAAGAGAUAUCAAACGCCAUCUCUGUCUGGCUUUGGUUAGGAGGGUUCCACUGUUUGAGAAUAUGGAUGAGAGGCUGCUUGAUGCAAUCUGUGAGCGGUUGAAGCCAUGUCUUUACACAGAGAACUCUUAUAUGGUUCGGGAAGGAGACCCGGUCAACGAGAUGCUCUUCAUUAUCCGUGGUCGGCUUGAGAGUGUUACCACAGAUGGUGGGAGAAGCGGUUUCUUCAACCGCAGUUUGCUUAAAGAAGGAGAUUUCUGUGGGGAAGAGCUUUUGACAUGGGCACUUGAUCCCAAAUCCGGUUCCAACCUACCGUCCUCUACUAGAACCGCAAAGGCACUAACUGAAGUAGAGGCUUUUGCUUUGAUAGCCGAUGAGCUCAAAUUUGUUGCCAGCCAGUUUAGGAGACUACAUAGCAGGCAAGUUCAGCACACAUUCAGAUUCUACUCACAACAAUGGAGGACUUGGGCUGCUAUUUUCAUACAAGCAGCGUGGCGACGAUACGUGAAGAAGAAGAAACUUGAGCAACUCAGGAAAGAAGAAGAAGAAGAAGAAGGAGAAGGAUCGGUUACUAGCAUCAGGGCAACGUUCCUGGCGUCAAAGUUUGCUGCAAAUGCACUUCGUAAAGUUCACAAGAACCGCAUUGAAGCUAAGUCUACAAAAGAACUUGUGAAAUAUCAGAAGCCUUCAGAGCCUGAUUUCUCAGCUGAUGAUCCUUCUUGACCAUAUUUACAAAAAAAAAAAAAAACACUAAUGUCUAUGAACGCGUUUAACUUGUAUAACUCAGAUUGAAUUUUAUUGUUUGAUUUGUGCUACAACAUUAAGAUUUAAGAAGAUAAAGAAAAAGGUGGUAAUAUAAAUGACAGUGAUUGUUUUA
Molecule: messenger RNA, 2636 nt
Organism: Camelina sativa (false flax)
Lineage: Eukaryota; Viridiplantae; Streptophyta; Magnoliopsida; Brassicales; Brassicaceae
Source: RefSeq, a predicted model, not a curated record